CACCGAUCAACCAGACAGACAUUAGGACUACACCAUCUCAAGCUUUUCCCAACUUCUCCCAACUUCUCUUCUUGUACUUAUUUCGAACCCUCGGUUCACUAUGGGAGGAAAGAAAGGCGGUGAGAACUCCAGGAAGGUCGCCGGCAACGCCCGCAAAGCCGACGCGGCCGCCGCGAAACAGGCCGCCGUCGACGCGGCCGCCAGCGCGGCCGAGGGGAAGCAAUGGCAGAAGGGCGCAAAGGAUACCAGUAAAUCGGAGGCCGCCGCCGCCAAAGCCGAAGAAGCCGCCCGUAAAAAGGCGGAGAAAGCCGCCCUUCUCGCUGCCGAAGACGCGGAGCUCCCAUCCAAGAAGGCCGGCGGUUCGAAAGGCGCGCAGAAGAAGAAGGUCGGCCGCCCGGCCGGCUCGGGGCUGGACACGGCACUCUCGUCUCUCGACAAGCCCGCCUCGUCGAUCUCCGCGACCGGCAUCGACAAUGCGCUGGAUGCGCUCUCGCUCACGUCAGGGCACGAUGAUAAGCUCGACCGGCAUCCGGAGCGGCGAUUCAAGGCGGCGUAUAACGCGUUCGAGGAGCGGCGGUUGGGCGAGAUGGUGGACGAUAAGUCGCUACGGCGGCAGCAGAAGAUCACCCUUAUUCGGAAGGAAUUUGAGAAGAGCGAGGAGAAUCCGUUUAAUAGGGUGACGGCGACGUACGAUAUGAGUAAAGAGGAGUUGAAGGGGUUGAAGGAGGCGGAGAGACAGAAGGUGGAGAGCAGGUUGACGGAGGGAUCAGGGAAUUGAGGCGGAGCAAGGGGUUUGACGAUAUCAGAUUAUGCGUUUGAGCGGCGUCACGACACAACAGGAGGGAUAAAUGGCAUGGCAUAACAUAGCUUCAUAAGAUCGGUCUCUUGAGGAGAGAUAUUCGACGUUGCCGUGCAUCACUAAUAGAUCUCGAUGCGUAACAUCGGUUCUCCUUCCCAAGGAGAAGAAUAGAGAGAGUAGCAGAAAUGAACAAAAGAGUGCGACGAAAACAAAUUACCGCC
Eremomyces bilateralis CBS 781.70 is the source of this 1020-nucleotide messenger RNA. Its product is annotated as DUF1014-domain-containing protein. Lineage: Eukaryota; Fungi; Ascomycota; Dothideomycetes; Eremomycetales; Eremomycetaceae. Bases 101 to 778 code for a protein of 225 amino acids. The transcript is spliced from 2 exons. The record is from RefSeq and is a predicted model, not a curated record. Gene Ontology annotation, biological process: transcription by RNA polymerase II. Gene Ontology annotation, cellular component: nucleus. Gene Ontology annotation, molecular function: transcription coactivator activity.